This is a messenger RNA of Daphnia magna, 3195 nucleotides long. RefSeq names its product interferon regulatory factor 2-binding protein 2-B (gene Pits). NCBI's taxonomy places the organism in Eukaryota, Metazoa, Arthropoda, Branchiopoda, Diplostraca, Daphniidae. Gene Ontology annotation, biological process: regulation of transcription by RNA polymerase II. The coding region runs from base 261 to 2279 and encodes 672 amino acids. Gene Ontology annotation, cellular component: nucleus. The record is from RefSeq and is a predicted model, not a curated record. Gene Ontology annotation, molecular function: transcription corepressor activity. The transcript is spliced from 6 exons.
CCAACGGGCGCCGAGUUGGCUGUGAAAGUUUCCCAUUUUAUCGGCCAUUAAAUAGAGUCUUUCGUGUUGUGUGUUUCGCGGGUGAAUUUCUUUGGUUAAUUCGUUGCGUUUGAGUGAGUCAGAGAAGCCGGCAGCGUGAGGGAAAAUUUUCGAAAUUUGGAGUGGAAAGCAUCUCCUCGUGACGUCCAGAAUUCGCUCAAGAUUCCCGCCCCAUACAAACGCAGGUGGAUCUUCGUUGCAGCGCGGGUGCGUUGCCGCCAAUGCUUUCGUUGGCCAGCAGUGCGGCCAACAUGUCGGCGGCUGGAGGUGGUUCAGCAACGGGCGGAGGCGGUGCUGGACUAGUGGGUAGCAACAAGCGGCAACAUUGUUACCUCUGCGAUCUACCCCGGACGCCAUGGGCCAUGCUGCAAGAUUUUAGCGAACCCGUUUGUCGUGGAUGCGUGAAUUACGAAGGACCAGAUAGGAUCGAAUUGGUUAUUGAAUCUGCUCGACAAAUGAAACGUGGUCCUUACCCAGGUGGAGAAUCGAUACCUUCAACUGCCCCUACGUCGUCACAAAGGCCACAAGGACCGGCUGAACAACGAAUCACGACAACACCAGGCCCAGGCAAAUCUAAUCAUCCCGCCGAAAGGCUUCAAAAUCGUCCACCGGAUUUAACAAAUGGCAACGCUUCCGAUGGAUUAACUUUACCAUCUCACGCUCACGGCGGUCAUCAUGGAGGCCAUCCUGGUGUUCCAUCCAUGUCUCAACGGUCGUCUCAUGGACCUGGUCCAGUUGGACCUCCAAGCGGCUACCUGCAUAUUAACGAAGGACGGCCUCGACACUUGCCAUCUGAUUAUCCGCCUCGAUUGCAACAACAGAAUACUAUUAUGGGGCGAAUGGAGUCCCUGGACCACUCAGAUCCACGUUCGUCAGUCCGUGGCGGUCCCUCUGCUGGUCACCACAUGCAAAUCAAUUCGCAUGGUCGUUCAGCUGGACCGAAAAGAGAACGAGACGAUGAUGACAACACUCCAUCGCAAGCCACUUCGUACCUGUCGAACAAUGGCAUGAUGGUCCAGUUGCAACACGCUGAUGGAUCGAAACGAUCAGCCCUGGACACGAUAUCCGAAUAUCGGCCACAGCUCACGCGUGGAGAUUCCUUACCAGCCGGGUUGGCCGUUCAAUUUGAUCCGCGUGAUGGCGGACGAUUGAAUCACAAAGAACGACCUAUUCGGGUCGCUUCUUUCGACGCCACAUCUUCAAAUAAAGUAUUUCCCGGAAUUCCGUCUGCAGCCGGAGGAGGUGGCGGUGGAAAUCGCGGUGGAGUUACGGCGUCUCCGUUAACUAGAAACAGUCCACCGGGUGGACCUCAUCAACUACCACCUGGCCAUCCGCUGAUGGUGCCACCACACUCAUCCGCUGGCCCACUACCACCUAGCAACAACCACGGGCCGUCCCAGCAACAGACAUCGCAGCAACAGCAACAUCCGCAUCACCCAGCAACGUCCAUCAACGGUGGCCCACCUUCAUCGACUCCACCGUACGCUAGUGGCCCACCUGGGUCUCAUUCUCAUCCGCCUUCUACAACCGCCAGUGGAUCAGGCGGAGGAAAUGCGGCUCCUCCUGCCAAUCCGGGCAAAGCGCCAUCGCCAAUGCAAUCGCUCAUUUCCGUAGCUGAUACAAUCCUUCCCGUCUCGAAUUCACCGCGCGGGAGUCCGCCAACCGGAUUGCCGCCCGGAGCGGCCCAACUUUCACGUACGCCAUCAAGGGGAUCCCAGCAUUCUCCCAGUUCGUCAGGAUCGGCCACAAGUCGGCGAUCAUCUGGCAACGGUGCGGCGACGGUAAGCAACGGUCGCCAUGGUUCGACGUCCGAGGUCAAUGCGACAAGCACCAGUCCAUCCGAUCCGGGAUCUCACUACGCUGGAUCAGACAGUGGCGUAAGCAGCGGCGGCGGAAGCAACAAUAGUAGCAACGCAACAACAGCCGCCAUUCCGCCGAAUGUUGCAGCCGCUGCGGCUGCCGCGGCGGCAGCGACGCUCAAAUGCACCAUUUGUCAGGAGCGAUUAGAGGACACGCACUUUGUCCAAUGCCCUUCGAUCUCGCAUCACAAGUUUUGCUUUCCAUGUUCCCGCGAUAGCAUCAAACAGCAAGGUGCCGGAUCAGAGGUUUACUGCCCCAGCGGAGAGAAAUGUCCACUAGCCGGGUCCAAUGUUCCUUGGGCCUUUAUGCAGGGCGAAAUUGCUACAAUCCUCGGAGAGGAGAUGAACAGCAAACCGCUUACGAAAGAGCGGGAAACUUGAAAAAAAGAAUUUAAUCGUUUUUUUUUUUUUUUUUCGAGAGAGAGGGAUAGAAAAAUCCCUCCCUAUAAACACACAUACACACAAUUUAUAUGUUGAGCUCUCUUUUUCUGGUUCCUCCGUAUUCCUUUUUUGAGAUCGGAGUUUGUUUUCUAUUUCGAUCUUUUUGUGGCCCAGAAUAUUUGCGGUCUUUUUCUUUUCUCGACUCCCGCGUGGAUCAUGCCGGGCGUGUUUCUCCACACAGACACACACACAAAGAAAAACAUACGAGGAGAGAUUCCUCGAUAUUGUUGAAAUAACUUUUUUUUUGUCCACUCUUUGAAUAAUCAGUGCAACGGUCAUUAUUAGACAGACACGAAACGCUCAACUAUUUUGCUCCCAUUUUUUAAAAUCAUUUUUGUUUGGUUUUGAUACCUUACUGGAUGAUUCCUUUUUUUGUUGUCUUUUUUUUUUGUCUUAUUCGUGUGUAGAUAAUCGUCAUACGCACACACACGCAAAGAUGGCUGUGUAUGGCAUUUUUCUUUAAUUCCGUGUCUGGAUAUUUGGAGAGAGAAAAAAGUUUGAAAAACAAAACAAAAAAACAAAGGAGGAAAAAAAAAAAUAUUAUGCGCCAAAAGACGCAAUGUCUCUUUUUUUUCAGUUUUUAUUUUUUCAUAUAACCCAAGUUGUCCCCUUUUUUUGCGGGCCACAUUUUUUCGUGUUGAAUUAUUUUUCUCUUGUUUGAUUGUUUCUUCUUUAUGUUGACUUGAUGGUUCCACAGUUUCUCCCAAUUUUUUGUCAGGUCGUGAAAAAAAAAAAUUGCGAUUGUUUUAACUACUAUUACUACCACUGCUACUAUUACUAAUACUAUUACUACUAGUACUAUUACUCGCGUAACAAAAUACCAGAUAUACCAGAAAUUACAAAAAAGAAAAACAUA